AUGUCUCGCCAUCAGUACGACUUGGUUAUGUGCAUGAAACUUCCUGGAACCUCUGUAGGGAAGGUUUGUGAUAGAUGUGAUGGAAGAUGUCCCUUAUGUGAUUCAGAUGUAAGGCUAAUUUCUAAGGUACGGAUAUGCGACUCUUGCUCCUCUGGAAGUAGUGGAAGCAGGUGUAUAAUUUGCGGAAGUCCUGGAACGCAUGAAGCGUUAUAUUGUUGGGACUGCCACAGAUCUGAACGAAGCCGAGAUGGCUGUCCCAGAAUUUUGAAUGUGGGUAGCAAUAAGACGGACAGGUUAUAUAACAAAAAGACGGCGGAUACCGGCAAAGGAGUAUAG
Molecule: messenger RNA, 336 nt
Organism: Kluyveromyces lactis
Lineage: Eukaryota; Fungi; Ascomycota; Saccharomycetes; Saccharomycetales; Saccharomycetaceae
Gene: RDS3
Product: U2 snRNP complex subunit RDS3
Exons: 1
Coding region: 1-336 (111 amino acids)
Biological process (GO): mRNA splicing, via spliceosome
Cellular component (GO): catalytic step 2 spliceosome; U2 snRNP; precatalytic spliceosome
Source: RefSeq, a predicted model, not a curated record